CAACUGCGUACAUUGACCUAGGAGACAGCGCAACAAUUGAGAUAAAAUUUAAACCCCAAGUUGUCUUAAGAAAGUGGAAAGAGAUGGUUCUCUAACAGGUUUCCAAAAUUCUCUUUGAUACUGCAGAUGGUUGUGGGAAGAAAAAGAACAUAAUCAGAAAAUGUUCCAAACAAAAAGCUUCCUGGCCAUGAAGUCAAGCUUUGGGAUACUGGUUAUGUCUUCCUUGGCAUUGAUUCUGGUGUUCAAGUUCUCAAUUUUCAAUGGAGACAGUAGAUUGGUGGUGACGAAGUCGAUAUUGAUUUCGACUCAGAAACCACUGGGAAUCAUGGAGGAAGAAGAUGAGGAGGAGGUAAUUCUACCGGAGGAGGAGGUGAUUCUACCGCCGGAGGACUGUGAUCUGUUCACCGGAAAUUGGGUUUUUGACAACUUAACUCAUCCUCUAUACAGAGAAGAUGAAUGUGAGUUUUUAUCUCGACAAGUAACUUGCGUUAGAAAUGGAAGACCAGACUCUUCUUACCAGAAUUGGAGAUGGCAACCCCACCGAUGUUCUUUGCCAAAAUUCAAAGCAAAGUUGUUGCUGGAAAAACUCCGAGGGAAGAGGCUAAUGUUUGUCGGAGACUCAUUGAAUCGGAACCAGUGGGAAUCAAUGAUUUGUCUUCUUCAAUCUGCUGUUCCUCAGGGGAAGAAGAGCCUCAGCAAGACGGGGGAUCUCAAUGUCUUCAAAAUUGAGAUUGAAUCUUACAAUAGAUUUGCAAAUUUUUAAGUCAACUUGUAAUGCCUAUGAAAUUAUAUAAAUCUCUUUAAUUAAU
Messenger RNA from Rubroshorea leprosula, 809 nucleotides. The record is from the annotation of a GenBank genome assembly. Lineage: Eukaryota; Viridiplantae; Streptophyta; Magnoliopsida; Malvales; Dipterocarpaceae.